GGUUGACUUUUUUUAUAUGGUGAUUGCUAAUCCUGCUUCCGAAGGGCGAAACGGGGGCUGGUCAAAAGUUGGCUAUCAAUGAAAUCGGUAACGAUUGUGUGCAGAAUGUGAUUUGUAUAAAUAUAGUUUUUGAUCGCCUUCUAAGACACACAACAAGUUUAGCAGCCAUUCAAUCAAAACCUCACAGUUCUAAUCAAACAGACCGAAAUGGUUUUCAAGGUAUGUUCUCGAAAAGCUGAGAUCUCACAAAAGUGUUCUAAUCCAUCCGACUUUGUUCCAUUGCAGUUCUUCCUCCUGUCUGCCCUGAUUGCCGUGGCCAGCGCUGGUCUGCUGCCGGUUGCCGUCAAGCACGUGGAAUACGCCGAUGCCCCCGCCGAGUACCAGUUCUCGUACUCCGUCCACGAUGACCACACCGGAGACAUCAAGAGCCAACAGGAGGAGCGUCACGGAGAUGACGUCAAGGGACAGUACACCCUGAUCGAUGCCGAUGGUUACCGUCGCGUUGUGGACUACACCGCCGAUGAGCACAACGGAUUCAACGCCGUCGUCCGCCGUGAACCGCUGACCCAGAAGGUCGUCAAGGCCGUCCUCCCGGUGGCCAAGGUUGUUGCCCCAGUCCAGCACUACGUUGCCGCCCCGGUGGUCCACAAGGUUGCUCUGCCAGUCGCCAAGGUUGCCUACCCCGCCAACCUGGCCACCGUGAGCUUCUCCGCCCCGAGCCUGAACUACCACUACUAAGACCAUCUCUAGUCUCAAUUUGUUGAUAUGUGCGUAAU
This is a messenger RNA of Culex pipiens pallens (northern house mosquito), 776 nucleotides long. Its product is annotated as larval cuticle protein A2B-like. The transcript has a single exon. The coding region runs from base 208 to 738 and encodes 176 amino acids. Lineage: Eukaryota; Metazoa; Arthropoda; Insecta; Diptera; Culicidae. Gene Ontology annotation, cellular component: extracellular matrix. The record is from RefSeq and is a predicted model, not a curated record.